AUGAAGUUAGUACAUGCCGAUUGUACAUUUCAAGUCGACGCGGAUCCAUCCUUUCCACAAUCUACCAGUCCCGAGCCUGGGCAAGAGCCGCCUGAACGGAGCGCAUUAGGCGAUGAAAGAUCUACUGCCGAAGACCACUUAGCGAAGGCGCCCGUCGACAGGUGGCUCGCCCUCGGCAAGGUCCAGAACAAUGAUGAACAUGCGGUCGCUUCAUAUCUAGGACGGUGGGCAGCAGCCAAUUCACAGCAGGAUAAUAUUUUCGUCCCAACCGCACAGCCUUCGUCUCUCCCUCUGUCCUUUUCGAGCUCGUCGAAUUCACCUUGGUUCGAAUCAGACGGAGAAGCAUCCUUUGUUGCCGGUGACAAUUAUGUUGUUUUGGCGACUUCUAUGCAUUCACCCACCUCGGCAGCACAGCUAGCUGUGCUCGCUGCACUUCUUGUUGCCCUUUAUCUUGAACGGACGGAUGCGCCUAGAGAUGGUGCCGAACAGUCGUCCCAGACAAGCUCUACCCCGAGCAUGUCUAGUCAAUCGAAUGGAACCGCACUUUUUUCCACCACGUCCACAUCAAGUCAGAACGCUCAGCGGAAGAGACUGUAUCCGGAUGAGGAAGGAGAAGGGUCGAGACGCAGCAAAGUUCCCAGGGCGCGCGGUGGAUCGCCGACCUGUACCGACACGAAGCUCCUGGCUUGCCCAUACUCGAAAUUUGACCUUUCUCGAUAUUCUGAACGCAAUGCGCUUGAACAGAAUUAUCGAGGAUGUUCAAGUUGUUUUUUGAGAGACAUUGCUCGCCUGAAGCAGCAUUUGUAUCGUGUACAUCGUCAGCCCGAACACCACUGCCCCACCUGCUUCGCAGUCUUUGAUUCAAAAGAGGUCUUGGAUGCCCACAUUGUGGAGAGAUCUUGUCAACCACGGAUCUCGCCCUUCAAAGAAAAGAUGACUCAAGAUCAACUGACAGCAAUUAAAAGGCGUGAAAUGGGUCGGAAUCGCUCGGACGCGUGGUUCGGCAUAUAUAAAGUCCUGUUCCCGAACUCGCCAUUGCCCCUGGAUCCGUACGUUGACAGCACGCAUGCGGACACAGUGCAAGACUUCAUCGCCUUCUUUGAGCGCGAAGGGCGAGAAGUUCUAGCGUCAGAGAUCAACCAAAGGAUGUUCGGCGUUGUGACCACCACGCCUUGGGAGCAAGAGUUCGUCGAGAGGGUACUCGCGGAGUCGAUAAACGUGCUGCUUCAGCGGCUCGACUCGCGGUUCAGACAUCCCCUUUCGUCCGACUCUUCACUCCCGUUCAAUUCGAACCCUGACAUCAAUCCCAACAACCCUCUCGCUUGA
Molecule: messenger RNA, 1326 nt
Organism: Fonsecaea multimorphosa CBS 102226
Lineage: Eukaryota; Fungi; Ascomycota; Eurotiomycetes; Chaetothyriales; Herpotrichiellaceae
Exons: 2
Coding region: 1-1326 (441 amino acids)
Source: RefSeq, a predicted model, not a curated record